Molecule: messenger RNA, 6756 nt
Organism: Pseudoliparis swirei
Lineage: Eukaryota; Metazoa; Chordata; Actinopteri; Perciformes; Liparidae
Gene: ppm1aa
Product: protein phosphatase, Mg2+/Mn2+ dependent, 1Aa
Exons: 6
Coding region: 404-1558 (384 amino acids)
Biological process (GO): protein dephosphorylation; negative regulation of canonical NF-kappaB signal transduction; positive regulation of canonical NF-kappaB signal transduction
Cellular component (GO): nucleus; cytosol
Molecular function (GO): magnesium ion binding; manganese ion binding; protein serine/threonine phosphatase activity
Source: RefSeq, a predicted model, not a curated record
UUCCUGGGGGCUCGCGCUGUGCUCCUCAGAAGCUAACGUUAGCUAGCAAGCUGUCAAGUGGAGAGGCUGGGACAGACGUUUCAGCUUCCCCGGGCUUGACCACACACAUCUCCGGUCCAUACAUUUUCAAGAAAAUCUAUGAUAAUAUUCUUAAUAUCGCCAGCUGAGAUAAUGUAAUGCAUUGCGGGCGCGCGCAAAGAGGGACCGCCGCACGUAACCCGUUUAUAUGAGACGAGUGACGAUUGCUCCUUGCUAGCUAGCUAACUGGCUAGCUAGCCUAGCUAAACUGCCGAGAACCCCCUUGUUUCGUCGGUGUGAACUGAAGCUAUUCUGUCCUUGUCACCUUCCCGGUUUCCGUUGCUGUGAACUGGUAUUUCGGAUAUUUGGUCUUAAGAGAUACACAAUGGGUGCAUUUUUGGACAAACCAAAGAUGGAAAAAUACAAUUCCCGUGGUGAGGGCAACGACGUGAGGUAUGGGCUGAGUAGCAUGCAAGGUUGGCGAGUUGAGAUGGAAGAUGCGCACACAGCAGUCAUCGGUCUGCCUCACGGCCUCGACCCCUGGUCAUUCUUUGCUGUUUAUGAUGGGCAUGCUGGCUCUCAGGUGGCCAAAUACUGCUGUGAGCACCUGUUGGAGCACAUCACCAGCAACUCAGACUUCCAGCGUGCUUUGCAGGCGGACACAUCUGUAGAUAGUGUGAAGAAUGGGAUCCGCACAGGAUUCCUGCAGAUUGAUGAACACAUGCGAACCAUCUCUGAGAAAAAGCAUGGCGUGGACCGCAGUGGUUCCACAGCAGUGGGAGUGAUUAUUGCGCCGAGCCAUAUCUACUUUAUCAACUGUGGCGACUCACGGGGACUCCUCAGCCGGGCCGGAGGUGUGCACUUCUUCACGCAGGAUCACAAACCCAGCAACCCUUUGGAGAAGGAAAGGAUCCAGAAUGCCGGGGGCUCAGUCAUGAUCCAGCGAGUUAAUGGGUCUCUAGCUGUGUCUCGGGCUUUGGGAGACUUCGACUACAAGUGUGUGCAUGGAAAAGGUCCUACAGAGCAGCUCGUGUCCCCGGAGCCCGAAGUGUAUGCAAUAGAGAGAUCCGAAGGGGAAGAUGAAUUCAUUAUACUGGCUUGUGACGGCAUCUGGGAUGUAAUGGCCAAUGAGGAACUGUGUGACUUUGUCAGGUCAAGGCUAGAGGUGACGGAUGAUCUUGAAAGAGUCAGCAAUGAAAUUAUUGACACCUGCUUGUACAAGGGAAGCCGUGACAAUAUGAGUGUAGUUUUAAUCUGCUUUCCUGGGGCGCCAAAGGUUUCUACAGAAGCGGUAAAACGGGAGGCUGAUCUGGAUAAAUAUCUGGAGGGCAGAGUGGAAGAGAUUAUUAAAAAGCAGGGGGAGGAAGGUGUCCCUGAUUUGGUCCACGUUAUGCGGACGUUAGCAUCCGAGAGUAUCCCUAACCUCCCUCCAGGAGGAGAACUGGCAAGCAAACGAAGUGUUAUUGAAGCGGUAUACAACAAACUCAACCCCUACCGAAGUGAUGACACAGACUCUGCGUCCACAGACGACAUGUGGUAACACACCCUCCCACCACUAACACAGCGUUGAGUUUACAAACCACCAUCCUCUCAAGACCCACAGCAGCUCAGCAGUCUGUCUCUCCGUCACUCUGAGCUUUUGGUUUCUAAGAAGGGAAUUUCAUGGGAGGAGGAAGAGGAAGAAGAGGAGUUUCAUGCACACACACCUGGAAUAGUGCAGCACCAGGCCACUCUGGAGUUCAGGGUCCCCACCCUCUCGUCUCCCCCUUUAUGUUCACCCACCUUAAUACUCUCCUCUAAAGUAAUCCAUAACAAUUGAGUCCCCGAUGUUUUCUUUAUUUUUGUUAAAUCAGUUUAAGUAGUGAGAUUUUGUUUGUUGCUGUAAUUAAUUUGAUUCACAUUUCCUUGUGUGUGUUUGUAUAUUUCUGUUUUUGUGAAGUGCAAUUGUCCUGUACAAACAGCCUGUAUUUAAUGCAGCUUGAUUUUAAGUUAAGAAAUGAAAAAGAGAACCUUUUAUGCACUAUCUGCCUUUUCCUGCUCUUCUGGAACUGUAACAAAAGUCUAUUCAGUGAAUAUUACUGCUUGUCCUCCAGGCACAAUGUCUCUGCGCUUUUAUUUUCCUUUUCUUUUUUUUAAAGUUAGUCUAUGCUCCUUUUUAAAAAGAAAAAAAAACGGGUAACUUGUAUAGUUGACAGCACAGUAAGCUCUCUAUGUCAAACUAUUUUAAAUCCUAAUUAUUUUUCCCCUGUGCUUUUUUAAAAAAUUGUGUUUUAUUUUUGUACGUGGGUUUUUCUGGACACGCUCCGAUCGUGACGGCAAAGUGUUUCACCGUCAUUUCGGAAGUUCUGAAGUGACGCAUCUUUUUAUUUCUGUUCAUUUCUGCAAGUCAUUUGAUGAGAAAAGACGCCCGGUCACACGUUUGUCCGUGCAAAUAGAAACUUGAAACCGUGAAUGGGAGCUUGUGUCGGCGUAAAGACGGAUCCGUACGUGCAACUCUUAAGUUAAAUUUUCUUUGUUGGUUCAGACAACAGACCAGCCUGGAGUUUAAGGGAUUGCUCUCCCGAUGCUGACUCUGCCCUCUUCUUCAGCCAGUGUUCCAUAUCAACCCAACAUUCACUACUUCUUAUUCCGAAAGGCUUUGCAUAACAGAGUUUACAUGCUGUUAUGCUGUUUGAACAACUUCAAGCUAUAUAUACCAGAAUUAUACAGUAACCUGAGAUGACACGAGUAGUGAAAUUGACCCACAACGCAUCGAGUUGAGUCUAGACUAGUUUACACGGCUAUCGUGUCACAUUUUAAUGAGUUUCUAAAAGUAGAUUGUUACCAGUGCCCACUGUGGGUGCCAUAUGAUUUAUAAUCACUUGUUCCAGCUUUACGACAGCCUAUGCCAAGUUUCUUUUUCAUGAGAAUCAGUUUUCUUUGUGGUACAGAUAGAUGUUUAUCUUCUACCUUUUUAACAUCUGGUCAUCUGACAGAUGUGAACAGUUUAAUCACUGAAUAUUUUAGACAUAAUCCUUUGUCACCAGUCUAACGCUAGGACAAAACUGACAAGAUAUUAAUUUUAAAACUUACACGGCUGUUUUUCUUCUUCACGUGGUCUUCAGCUGGACGUUCAAACCAAGAACAAAUCUGCUAACUGCAAUGAGUUCCCAUGGUUGUAUAGCACCUUCUUGUCAUGGGGUUUGCUCUGCCGCUCCCUCAGCACCACAAGCCACCACGCCGUGCCGACGGCUGCUCUCGUGUAUGACUUGUGGGUUGGUUUAUUAUUAUUUUUUCCCAGUGAAUUGCCCCCCUUAAAGAGAUGAAUAGUCCCUUACUAAAUCUGUAUUUAACACAAACAGUAGAUGUAUUUCUUGAAAAGAAAUGGUUUUAUUUCAGAUUUAUUUGAUGCCAUUUCUUUGUCUAAAAUUGCAUUGUUGGAAAUUCAUGUAUGUAUAUAUUUUUGACUUAAACUUUCAAGGAAUAAAUCAUGUUGCUUGAGUUAGUUUUUUUGCCAUGGACAAAAUGUGUCUUGGGGUGGUUAGUUGAAUUUUUGUGGGUUUUGGCAACAACAACAAAAAUCUUUCCCCUUUAAUCGUGUUGUGUCCCUCUGAUCAACACUUAGGGUUUGAACCUUUUCAAAAUACACUAACAAUGUACAUUAAUUCAUUAGAAAUGACAAUCCUAACUAUUUCACCGCAUUUAGGUUUCUGGUUGCAAAUUAUUAUAUCUUUACAAAACACUGACCUUAAUCUUAAAUGAGCUGCUUUCUAAUACGCUUCUGUGGCCAAAAACACUCAGAAAAAGUGGAACGUCUAAGUAACAAUAUAAAGGAGGACAGAGCUGUCGCCCCGUAGAAGAUGUUAAACUGAGAGUGAUGUUCACUUUGAGCUGUCCAGCUCUAACGGCGUUUUGAAACACGGGUCACGCUGGGGAGCGUUGUUUUGACGAGCGGGUCAUCGCUCUACCGGCGUGACCACACGAGGCAGGAAUGUGUAUCGGAAUGUGUAAAGCUGUGAAGUCGGUGUCUCGCUAACCGCCAUAAGAGACGAGCGGAUGGAGAGAGUUUCAAAGAUCUGUUGUGAAUGUGGAGGAGCGUUGGGCGUGUUUGUUCGGCCUCGGAGACGAAAUGUUGGACGUGAACGUCACUGUGUUGACAGAGGAAGCUCCACAGGGUACCUGCAAACAGCCAGACGCCCGGCCAACGGCACGAAUAGCAACAUAAUCAGAAUUCGGUGGAUUUCUGAUUAUACAAAUGUGUUUUUACUGAAUAUUAUCUUCAAUAAAAAAAAGCAACAGCAAAAACGUAUGCAACAAAAAACAAACAAAACAGUAAAAACAUUGUUCAUUAACUUCUUUUGGUUUAAAAUGACAUUGUUUUUUCGUCUCCAAUACAUCCUGCGCUCACAUGUAAAAUGAAAAUUCUGCGAGGCAGUUUAUUCUGUAUGUUUGAUGAAAAAAAUGUAAUGUUUUGUUACUUGAGCAGUUAUAUUUUGCUUGUAAUUGUUUAGUGAGUGCACUAAAUGUCUGUCUCAUAAAACAGUUUUCAGUGCCACGCUGCUAAUUGCAGACCUGGUAGGUGUUGUUGGCUCUUAACCCUUGUGUUGCCUUAGGGUCAUUUUGACCCGAAUCAAUAUUACACCCUCCCCCCGCCUUUGGGUCAUUUUGACCCGAUUCAAUGUUUCACCCUCCUGUUACCUUUAUAUUUACUAACAUAUUUUACCCUUUGGGUUCAAUUUGACGCCAGCAAUUAAAACCUCCAGAAAAUUAUUAGAAUUAAUAUUGUUUUCCAAGUUUAAGUGUGAGGCACUUUAUGUUUGUUUGUUGACUACCGAAAGAACACCGACAUUAAACAUUGAAUGGGAUCAAAUUAAUCCUAAAGCGGGGGGAGGGUGUAAUAUUGAUUCGGGUCAAAAUGACCCUAAGGCAACACAAGGGUUAAAGCCACAUUUCACACUUUUUUUUUUAGCGCUUUAAUAAGAAAUAAACUAUUUAUUUUCCUUUUUAAGACCAUUGAUAUCCCCACGCUCCUCGACUGUCCUGCGGUGCUCUAUAAACGUACAAAGCAGGACGUGGCCCUUGAAUAAUGCUGGUUACUCCCCCAGUUCUAGAACACAAAUCUAGACAUUUGCUUUUUAAUGUUCAAAAUUGCUGCGAUACUAGCAGUUAUUGACAGUGGCUUUGUUGUGAUUUGUAACAUCUUAGCGUUUUGUUUCAUUCAUGUCAAAUAUCCAUGGCAUCCCCGACAAAAAAAACGACAUUAUUCUGUUUUAAUUUGUCAUGAACUAAAAUACCUCAUAACUUUUAUAGGAAUAGUUUAUGUCUUGUGUUGUCGAUCUAAACGGUUCAGAAGUGUGUUCACGUUUGGAGACUUUGAUGAAAGCAUUUUGUGUUUUCCGGUUCUCCCCCUGAACACCUGAUCUAUACGAGUCUCGACUGAUCUCUACGCCUGAGCUCAUGUACAGCAUUUGAUUGAACUGGGCUGACGUUAACAAAACAAGAAAUUAUUUUAGUGGCUCCUGCAAAUGACAACGUAUUUUAGUAACUAGUAACACUUAGUAUACGCUAACCCUCAAAGGCCCUCAAACGCUCACCUGUGUGAUCUCACCAAUUUGUCACCCUUUGCUCAAAUCUAGAAUUGCAUCGAGAGUUCAGGCUUUUAGAAACGUGUCGUGUGCGAGAAGUGACGAAAUGACAAAAGUCAUAUGCACUGAUCAUCUGUAUAAUCGGCUUUUUUUUUUCUCUCCAGAAAAUUGAUAUUGUAGAAAAAAAAGAUUAUAAAGCUAUUUACAGAGUUACCUUUGGUUGCCUGGAUUGCAUCCUGUAUAUUCUUAUACGGAGGAUUACCUGGCGGACGUCGAAGAGAUUUUAAAUGCUUGCGCCCUCUUGUACAUAUUGAUGUACCUCAGUUGUGGCGUUUACUGUGUGACCCUGAGCAGUUGUGGUUUAUUUGUGUGUGUCUCCCCCCCCCCUCCCCCCCAGGGCGACUUGAGCCUCACUUUGCUGACUUUUCAGCUCAUAAAUAAGCUCACCAAUUUGCCUUACCCAGUCUCAUGUUGCCCCCCUAAAGUACUUGUUCAACAAAACACUAUGAGGAGGAGUAAUGCUUCUGACUUUACACUCCAAUAGAUUCAAACGAUCCCCAUGUGAGGGUAUUUAAGCUAUAAGGGGACUUUGUCCUGGUUGUCACAUGGUACAACUUUUCAACCACCGCGUGUUUGUGCGUGUGCCCCAUGUUACCUGUUUGAAUCUCGGUCUUUAAAGCUUAUUUAAUUUCUCACUGCAGAUGAUGUCAUACUUUUAACUAAUGCAAGUGUUUUAACAUGGUAACCUCGUAAGCAUUCACAAUGUGCAUACAUACAUUCAUGUCUGCUCUAUUUAUGAUUACAUUCAAGAAUAGCUUUAGAGUGCUGUAGAUAAGUAUUGUCAAUGUCAAUUCAAAUGCUUCUCAGAGGCCUCUGUGAGUGAUUUUACAAAGUUCAAUAACUGUAUAUUUUGUAUUAUGUUCUAGCUCCAAAGGAAUGGCAGAAAAAAAGAAAAUGUUUAAAAAAAGCUUUGUUCCCUGAACUAAAUUGUACUAUUUGUGUUGUCGAUUGAACAAAUUGCAUUCCUUGCUUGUGAAUUGAUGCAUUUUUCUCCCUGCUCCUGACAUUUCCCCCCCUUCUUUUCCUCCUUUCUUUCAUUUUUUAGACUUUGAAGUUUGAAUAAAAUUUCUAGUUUGCAGAAUGUAUUACUAAAUAAAUGGGUUGUCAUCUUGUG